Messenger RNA from Venustampulla echinocandica, 1359 nucleotides. RefSeq lists its product as uncharacterized. Bases 1 to 1359 code for a protein of 452 amino acids. The transcript has 2 exons. The record is from RefSeq and is a predicted model, not a curated record. NCBI's taxonomy places the organism in Eukaryota, Fungi, Ascomycota, Leotiomycetes, Helotiales, Pleuroascaceae.
AUGAGUGGUUACUUCGUCGACGACGACGAGGAGAUCGAUAUUCGAGUGCGCCAUGGGCAUACGCCGCCGAUCCCCAUGGUCUACCCGGACCAUCGCUACCGGACCGCCCCGCGUGCGCACUACGAGAGUCCCCAUGCGAGCAGCUUUCUUGUCCCCGCGGUGAGCGGUGGCCGUCGUCGCUCGCGGUCCACCGGCCACCGAGCCAGUCCCCCGCCAGCUCCCGUCAUCAUCAACAACCGCAUCUAUAACGAUUUUGAUGAGGAAGAUCAUGGCCACAAUCCGUUUGCACUGCGCCCUCACCGGUCUCCGUCACGAUCCCACUCCCGGUCCCAUUCCCGAUCCCACUCCCGAGUCUCGUCUCAUUCGUCCCGGGAGGAAUAUGAGAUGGAGAGGGCGAGGGCUCGCGAGAAGGCACGCCGCGAUGUCGAACUAGAACUGUUGCGCGAGAAGGAUCACCACAAAAGCUAUGAGCUCGAGCAAAUGCUGCGCGACAAGGACCACAAAAGCUAUGAGCUCGAGAGGAUGCUGCGCGAGAAGGACAACAAAGGCUAUGAGCUUGAGAAGGCACGCGAGACUGCCCGUCGAGAGGUCGAGCUAGAAAUGGCACGCGAAGCCGAGCGCAAGGAGUACGAAAGAGAAAAAGCACGCGAUAGGUUCCGCAAGGAGCAGGAUCUCGAGAAAGCUCGCGCAGAUAGAUCGCAAAAGGAGACAGAGCUUGAGAAGACCCGCCGACAACUGGAGGCAUUCAAGCUGCGAGAGGAGAGGGAGAAGGAAGAGAAGCGCAUAAAGGAGGAGAUGGAGUUCAAGCGGCUUCGAGAUGAGCGGAAGAAGGAGGAAGAAAAGAAGCGGGUGGAGGAAGAAGCUAAAAGGGCGGUAGAGGAAUUUAAACAGAAGGAAGCAGAGCGAGCCGCUAAGGAGAAGAAAGAGAACGAAGAACGAGAGCACGAAUACCAAAGGAGGCUUGAGGAGGACCUGCGCAAGUCGGGCAUAGACGAGAGGCAGAUAUCCGUCAUCACCAAGAAAGAGCAUCCCGUCGACCCGAAGCAGCCCACCUAUACAAGAAUGUCUCGCCGACAUCUCUCAAUCGAAACUCUUAACGCACAUAGGAUUAGCUACGAAUUCGAUUCGGAUCCUGAUUAUAUUCUUAUCAAACGAUGGGUCCCAGAAUAUGAGCAAGACUUCCUCUGGUCACACACGAGGGAGAUCAGGGAGCGAAGACGAACCGUUCUCGCAAUUGAAGCAAAGAAACACCACCAUGGCGAGACCGAAUUUGAGCUUGUGCGGAAGAAGGAGCAUAAGAGGAGACCAUCGCCAUCUCCCUUGUUGACUUUCUUGGCUGGCGGCAGCAGCAGGCGGUGA